AUGGUUGAUAUCAGAAUUGACAAGAAUUUAUUUCAGGAACGGUUAUCGCAUUUUAUAUCGGCUUGGAAAGCUGAUAAGAGAGGAGGCGACGCGGUCUUCAAUGGCGCGAGUAGUAUCCUGGUAUUAAUGGGAAAGACGGAGGAUGUGGCAAGCUUUCAGAAAAAUAAUGCCAUCCAUUUCUGGUUAUUAGGCUAUGAAUUCCCUGCGACACUCUUCCUUUUCACAGUCGAAACUUUAUACAUUGUUACAACGGCAAAGAAAGCGAAACAUUUGGAACCUUUGAAAGGUGGAAAGAUUCCUCUUGAGGUCUUGGUCAGAGGCAAAGAUGCGGCGGCCAACGAGAAGCUUUUCACAAAGAUCGCAGAUGUUAUUAAGUCAUCGGGGAAGAAACUCGGAGUUUUAACAAAAGAUACAUCAAGUGGCCCUUUCAUUGAUGAGUGGAAGAAAAUCUAUGCCGAGGUAAAGGAUGUUGAAGAAGUAGAUAUUGCACCGGCUCUGUCUUCUGCAGCUUUGGCAGUAAAAGAUGAGAAUGAACUGCGCGCUAUGCGCAAUUCAUCGAAAGCAUGCACUGCACUCAUGAACCCAUAUUUCGUCGAAGAAAUGUCAGGUAUACUGGACGAGGAGAAAAAAGUCAAACACAGCGCCUUGGCCAACAAAGUGGAUGGUAAGUUGGAUGACGCCAGAUUUUGGACCUCUGUCGAGCUUCCCAAUAAGCAAAAGAUGCCCAGCGACUUCGAUUCCGCACAAUUGGACUGGACUCAUGGUCCUAUCAUACAAAGUGGUGGAAAGUACGAUUUGAAGAUGAGUGCCCAAGUCGACGAUGAGUUAUUACAUGCUGGUGUGAUCAUCUGUUCUAUGGGUCUUCGAUACAAAACGUACUGUUCCUUAAUCGGCCGAACUUACCUCGUCGAUCCAAAUAAGUCCCAGGAGAGCAACUACAAGUUUUUGUUGCAGGUUCAUAAUCUUGUUAUGAAGGAAAUUCGCGAUGGUGCCCAUGUCAAGGAUAUAUACGCCAAAGCUCUGGCUCUCAUCAGAACCAAGAAGCCUGAGCUAGAGAGGCAUUUCUUAAAGAAUGUUGGAGCUGGUAUUGGUAUCGAAACACGAGACCCCACUUUACUCCUAAAUGCCAAGAGCACUCGUAGCUUAAAGGACGGAAUGACUCUUUGUGUCACCACCGGAUUCAAUGAUAUUGAGAAUAAGGAUCCUCAAGAUAAGAAGAGCAAGAUUUACUCUCUGGUAUUGUCAGAUACUGUGCGUGUGACUCAGGCGGAGCCAGUUAUCUUCACUGGCGAUGCACCCUCGGAACUUGAUGCGACCUCGUUCUUUUUCAAGGAUGAAGAAGAUGAGCCUGCCCCUGAACCGAAAGCCAGUAAAGCAAAGAAGGAUUCGAGCGUUGGAGCUGUUGCGGCCAAAAAUAUCACCAAGACAAAACUCCGGGCUGAACGAACAACUCAAGUUGAUGAAGGUGCUGAAGCUAGACGUCGUGAGCAUCAAAAAGAGCUCGCAAAGAGGAAGCAAGCAGAUGGUCUUGCAAGAUUCGCUGAAGCUACCGGUGAUCAAAAUGGCGUCGCCGUGAAAAAGUUUAAGCGAUUCGAAUCUUACAAGCGUGAGAAUCAAUUCCCUCCCAAGAUUCGAGAUCUCGCUAUUGUCAUGGAUGCUAAAAAUUCGACAAUUGUCUUGCCUAUUAUGGGCCGACCAGUACCUUUCCAUAUCCAAACAAUCAAGAAUGCAAGCAAGAGUGACGAAGGUGAAUUUUCAUACCUUCGAAUCAACUUCUUGUCUCCUGGACAAGGUGUAGGAAGAAAAGAUGACCAGCCUUUCGAGGAUGCUUCAGCGCACUUUGUUAGAAGUUUGACAUUCCGAUCACAUGAUGGAGAUAGGUUUCAAGAUAUUGCCAAUCAAAUUGGUAACAUGAAGAGAGAUGCUGUCAAGCGUGAGCAAGAGAAGAAGGAUAUGGAAGAUGUUGUUGAGCAGGACAAGUUGGUUGAGAUUCGAAAUCGUCGACCUAUUGUUAUGGACAAUGUUUUUAUUCGUCCCGCCAUGGAUGGUAAACGUGUACCAGGAAAGGUCGAAAUUCAUCAAAAUGGUCUUCGCUAUCAAUCCCCUCUUAAUAAUCAACAACGAGUCGACAUUCUCUUCAGUAACGUCAAACAUCUCUUCUUUCAACCUUGUGAUCAUGAAUUAAUUGUCAUCAUUCAUGUACAUCUCAAAGAUCCAAUUUUGAUUGGCAAGAAAAAGACCAAGGAUGUUCAGUUCUAUCGCGAAGCGACCGACAUUCAAUUCGACGAGACUGGAAACAGAAAGCGAAAGUACAGAUAUGGUGACGAGGAAGAAUUUGAAGCAGAACAAGAGGAGCGUAGACGUCGUGCUGAACUCGAUCGUCAAUUCAAAGCAUUUGCCGAGAAGAUUGCCGACGCUGGUAAGAACGAGAACGUUGAUGUUGACGUACCUUUCCGUGAACUUGGUUUCAAUGGUGUACCUUUCCGAUCCAACGUUUUCUGUCAACCUUCCACAGAUUGUCUGGUUCAACUCACCGAACCCCCUUUCAUGGUCAUCACUCUUGAGGAUAUCGAAGUCGCUCAUCUUGAACGUGUUCAAUUCGGACUCAAGAACUUUGAUUUAGUCUUCGUCUUUAAGGAUUUCCACCGUGCUCCUUAUCACAUCAACACCAUUCCUGUUGAAUCACUCGAAAAUGUCAAGGAAUGGUUGGAUUCUGUCAAUAUUCCAUUCUCUGAAGGUCCACUCAACUUGAAUUGGCCAACAAUCAUGAAGACGGUAACAGCAGAUCCGCAUCAAUUCUUUGGCGAUGGUGGAUGGAGUUUCUUGGCAACGGAAUCAGAUGAUGAAGAUGGCGAUGACGAAGAUGCAGAGUCAGCAUUUGAGAUGAGUGAAGAGGAGUUGGUGGCGAGUGAAGUGAGCUCGGAAGAGGAGAGCGAUUUCGAUAGUAAUGCGAGUGAAGAUGAAGGAGAGGAAGAUAGUGAGGAUCAAAGUGAAGGGGAAGAUUGGGAUGAAUUGGAGAAGAAGGCGAAGAGGAAGGAUAUGGAAAGUGGAUUGGAGGAUGAGGAAGAAGCACCAAAGAAAAAGAGAAAGCAUUAA
This is a messenger RNA of Sclerotinia borealis F-4128, 3096 nucleotides long. The record is from the annotation of a GenBank genome assembly. Lineage: Eukaryota; Fungi; Ascomycota; Leotiomycetes; Helotiales; Sclerotiniaceae.